UCUUUAAAAGCCUCCGCCUUUUAAGCAAAAGCUUGUCAGGUUACCAGAUGGAGUUAGAAAUUAUUUCUUACGUGUUCUUUAUUACCUGUUGCUCUUCAAACAACUAGAAGGGGCAAUAAAAGCUUACGCUAAGAGUCAAAGCGUAAAGAGGGGGGGAAAUCACUGAAAGGUGCUGAUCUCAGUGACCCCAAAACCACAAGAAUUGUAAUGGAUUUACACUAGUGUGAUGUUGAUGUAUGGCUCCCAGCACACGUAUUGAUAUUCUGUAGCAUCGAUUAUGAUAGUUGUAAAUGGGAGUAUGAUUAAUGGGUUUUAACUCAUGGAUACAGGUUAUCAUUUUAAGAUCAGUACAGGGACUCUCUGCAACCUCAAGAAAUGCACAAUUUGUGCUAUAAAAAUAAAGGGUGUUUUUUCUUACCUCUGGGAAAUAAAUGAAUUACAUCACUUCUUGUCAUGACUUCCCAUGUAGUAUUCGUGCCCAUUUGCUUCUAAUAUCUGCACGUUUUUACUGUUCUCGUACCGCAUAAAAGAGUUAAGCUUCUUUUAAAGUUGAGGUUUCAGUCAGAAACAACUCUGAAAUUAACGCUGUGUGGAAAUAAGUUCUUGUGUAUUUGCUAUGUUCAAAAACGUUAUGGCACGGAUGAAAUAAGAUGUGGAUAAGCAGUCUGUUUUCUGUUUCUCCCAGUGGUAGCAAGUACUUGAGUUUGGACUGGCCUGACUGAGUCAAGAUUACAGCAAUUAAUGAAAAAGCAUGCUAGGAUCUCCAGUUCUCCCUUUGCUGUAACGACCCUGCACUGGGAUGCAGGAACAAGAAGCCCAUUCUGUUCCCAGAAUCGAGGCUUUGCCCCAUAUGUGUCUGUCUCCUUGUCUCCCCGUACCAGGCUCCUGCUUUGCCCAGGCUCGGUAACGUGAAGGACAGAUCGCCCGUUUCCCUGAAGCUAACCCCGAGCUGACUCCUCACUGCAGCCAGCCAGCUUGCCAAAGAUGAGGCUAGACGGAGCAGCUUCUUGCUGUCUCGACUAUGGAAGGCCAACUUUGUGCUAACUUGGAGAUUUCCUUGGAAAAACCUCCAGGAGCAAGCCCGCCGUCCUGCAUUGCUUUGCUGAAGAUCUACCGAGAGCUUCUGGUCAGUAAGAUCCGAAACACGCAGUGUUUGAUCGACAACUUGCUUUACAAUGAGUACUUCUCCACCGAGGACGCCGAGAUUGUUGUUCAGUUUCCAACUCAAGCAGAUAAGGUUCGCAAAAUCCUAGACUUGGUCCAAAGCAAGGGAGAAGAAGUUUCGGAAUAUUUCAUCCGUGUCCUACAGAAAGUCACUGAUGCUUACUAUGAACUUCAGCCUUGGCUGGAUGAAAUAGCUUAUGAGCCUUCAGAGAAUAUUUGUAGCAGACCUGUGGUAAAUACAGAUCCAGUUAGCAGGUAUUGCCAGAAACUCAGAUAUGAGCUGGGACGAGACUCCAAGUUCGUUAUGUCGUAUGCUCAGAGGGAAGAGAUGCUGCUUGAAGAAACUUACUCUAACAGCGUUAUGGAGCUGGUCAGUUUCACCAAUGAGAGCCUAGGUGAAGUGUGUCAAUUAGAAGCCCUUUUUGACGAUGCAGUCGGGCUAAUUAAUGAAGAUGGAGAGACGAUUUAUGUCUUCGGUGAUGCAGGAAUUGGAAAAUCGAUCUUGCUGCAGAAGAUACAAAGCCUGUGGGCCAGGAAGCAGUUGGACAUAGGGGCCAAAUUUUUCUUCCGUUUCCGAUGUAGGAUGUUUAGUUGCUUUAAGGAAGACGAAGCCGUGUGUUUGAAAGACUUGCUCUUCAAAUAUAAUUGCUACCCAGACCAGGACCCCGCGGAGGUGUUCCGUCACAUCUUGCAGUUCCCUCAUACGGUUCUUUUCACUUUUGAUGGCUUUGAUGAGAUCUAUUCCAACUUUGAUCUCAGCAGCGUUCCCGAGAUGUGUUCACCCGACGAGCCCACCCACCCGCUGGUGCUGCUGGUAAGCCUGCUCCGAGGAAAGCUUCUGAAGGGAUCCAAGAAAGUUCUAACGGCACGGACGGGAACUGAGAUCCAAAGGAACAUCAUUAGGAAGAAAGUCUUGCUCCGUGGCUUCUCCAGCAGUAACCUGAAGGAAUACACUGCCAUGUUUUUCAAAGAUGAGGGGCAGCGAGCACUGGUGUUGAACCAGCUGGAAGCCAACCCCAAUCUCUGCAGUUUGUGCUCGGUGCCUUUAUUUUGCUGGAUUAUCUUUAAAUGCUACGAACACUUCCGCUCCAUGUAUGACAGCCACGAACUGCCAGACUGUUCUGUUACGUUGACAGACGUGUUUCUGCUCAUGAUUGAGGUCCACCUGAACCGGUCUCUGAAAACAAGUUUGCUGAAGAGCAACACCAGGAGUCAAGCAGAGAUGUUCAAGGCAAGAAAGGAAACCCUGCUAGCCUUGGGUAAAAUUGCCUACAGAGGGAUGGGGAACUCCUUCUUCAUCUUCGAGCAGGAGGAGGUUACAGCAGCAAACAUCUCUGAAGAAGAUUUGCAGCUGGGUUUUCUCAGGACAGUCAAAGGUUAUACCGGCUGUGACAGUCAGUCCACUUACGAGUUCUUGCACUUAACCCUUCAGUCUUUUUUCACAGCUUUGUUCCUGGUUAUCGAAGAGAGAGUGGGCACCAAGGAGAUACUGCAGUUUUUCAAUGAAUGCUCUUCCACGGAGACUGCCCAGCCUACUUGCCUUCACAUCCCUUGGCUGAAGAAACACCUGGCAGGGGAGGAUCCUUUCCGAAACAACGAGCACUUCCAUUUUACCAACCUUUUUCUCUGUGGCCUGCUUUCCAGAUCCAAGCAGAAGCUCUUCAGGCAUUUAGUUUUGCCUGCGGUCAUUAAGAGGAAGAGAAAGACCCUCAUCACCUACCUUGGGGAGAGCAUGAAAUCCCACCUGAAGGGCCUCACUCGCUCCAGGCUCCUAAACUACAAUCAGAUUCAGGUGCAGCCAAACUUUGUUUGGAUGCUGAGGUGCCUUUAUGAGACUCAGAGCGAGAAGGUGGGGAAGCUGGCUGCCAAACGCAUGCACGCCAACUACAUCAAGCUGACGUACUGCAAUGCCUACUCCGCUGACUGCAGCGCCAUUUCCUUUGUUGUGCACCACCUCCAGAAGCGCCUGGCUCUGGAUCUGGACAACAACAACAUCAACGACUAUGGAAUAAAGCAGCUGCUGCCCUGUUUCAGCAAGCUUGCCGUGAUCAGGCUCAGUGUAAAUCAAAUCACAGAUCAUGGAGUAAGGAUAUUAUACGAAGAACUCUCCAAGUACAAAAUUGUGACUUUCUUGGGCUUAUACAACAAUCAAAUCACUGAUGUUGGAGCCAAAUAUGUUGCGAAACUCAUUGAGGAGUGCUCAAGCCUUGAAUAUGUUAAAAUAGGAGCAAACAAAAUAACUAGCGAAGGAGGGAAGUGCCUCGCCCAAGCCAUCCAGAAGAGCAAGACAAUGUUUGAAAUUGGGAUGUGGGGUAAUCACGUCGGAGACGAAGGCGCCAAGGCGUUUGCAGAGGCCCUGAGGAACCACCCCACCUUAACGAACGUGAGUCUCGCGUUCAACGGCAUCACGUCAGAGGGAGGGAAAAGUAUUGCUGAAGCCAUGCAGCACAACGACUCCGUGAAAAUCUUCUGGCUGACAAAAAAUGAGCUGGAUGAUGAGGCAGCAAUGAGUUUUGCAGAGAUGCUGAAGGUCAACAAGAAACUGGUGCACUUAUGGCUUAUCCAGAAUCAAAUUACAGCCAGAGGGGUGAAGUACCUCAGCGAAGCUCUCAAGGAGAACACGGCGAUUAAAGAAGUCUGCUUGAACGGGAACCUGAUAAGCCAAGAAGAAGCCAAAGCUUUUGAAAACGAAGAGCGGAUCAUUUGCUUCUGAGUGAGGACUUUGCCAUUGUGAUGAGCUUCGUGUUACAAAGACUGCUCCUACACUUGGACUGCAGAGUUUAUAAAGGCAUAAACCAGCAGUACUCGUGGCAGGAGAGAGAGGCAUGAGUAGCUGCGUUUUUAUGAACAAGCUGCCUUCCCUCGGCUCCAUCCCUUACCCUGCUCGCUAUUCUUAAUCCUUUCGGUGAGUGGGAAGUUGCCUUGGUAAAUAAUUCAUGUCCGUGUGGUGCUUUGAAGAUGAAACACAAAGUGCUAACAGACCAAAUCUGGGAGCAGCUAGAUGGAUUUGGGUAACUGAAUUCAGAUUUAUUCUGUACACUGAUGUAAAUAAUCUCUAACUUAUUUAUACGCACGCGUACACGAGAAAGGGUGCAGGAUGCCCAGGCUCCACAAGCUGACAGUAUUAUCUGCUUCAUAGCUGCAAACGAUGGUCUUACUGGAGACAUAAGCCGGCUGGAAUAGUUGUGUGGUACUGAAGUUACCAACACGAAUCCUUUUCUCCUGCCUAGAAACGAGGCCUUCAUCUUCCCACUGGAAAACAGUGGUCGUAGACACCGUGUUUUGAUAAACGUGAAAUUCAGAUUACCUUCAAUAAUCUUUUUUUUUUCCAUAUUGAAACCAAUACAUGUUCUUUUACAGAAGCAGAAAACCUUCCUACCAUCACUGUAGCAUCAUAACACUGGCAGUAAAACACUUCUGCGUAAGAUCUGCUGAGGGCUGCACAGAUACUGCCACCUCCUGCUUUCACAGUGUUUGUUCUGGGGAGAGGGGCUGGAGAUAAAUGUGAAAAAUUAAUUAGCAGCCUGUUCAUUGCCUUGGCUCUUGGCCUAGACACUGUGCUGGUGGCAAUACACCAGUAUGAAGUUGCCUCGCUUCGGGGGGGUGAAGGGACAAUUGAAAACCAAUUGCGUCAAGUGGAAAUCCCUUCUCCCAGCAACGUGUAAGCACAAAAAAGCACCGAGAUUUGCUGGGAAACCUACUAUCCUAUGCUUCAACUAGUGCACAAGGUGAGGUACUCGUAGCAAUGAUAAGGACCAGCAAGAAAACACUACCCCCUUCCAAAAUAAUUAGUGUUUAGAGAAUGUUACUUCAGAAAGCCUUAAAAGAAACCAGUUUACAGAGAAGCAGGGUGCUUGAUAUUUAUUUUUGGUGCAAAUUAGGCAUUCUUCAUAAGGGGAAUCUCAAGUUCUACCUUACGCUGCAUACAAAGAGCGGAAAAUGGAGAAGCAUGAUCCAGCUUCCUUCCUUCUGCCAUGCUGCUGCCCCCCUAAAAUUUUGAGAAAUGCUUCUCCAGUUGCUGAAUAAGCCACAAAACUUCUUGACUAACCAAAAAAAAGGCUUUCUCUGUAGGUUUUCUCCUUUUCCUGCUUGGUAACACACCUUUACCAGUCCUCAGUUCUGUCUGCUCAUUCCAGCUCCCUAACAUAUUUUACAACACUCAUAAAGCUUUUCAACAAUUCAGCAUUUAAAAAAAAAAAAAGAUUAAUAACAACCUAGUAAUUAUUUUUCAGUGACUUUUCCUCCCUGCCCAUGGUAUCAGCACUGAUUUUUUACAGGGAGACAGGCAGAUGAAGCUUUCAGACUGUGCCAGAGGAAAGCCAGUGAAUGAUUUCCGCACCUGAGCCAUUUGUUUACUGAAGCAAAAGGGCACAGUUACAUACGAGCUGGAUUUCAGUUGCAAAAACAUCUGCCAAAACAAGGCCUUUAAAGCUUUCUCAGCCACUUCAACAAAUCAGACACCCGUGCGCCUUGUCAAAAUCUUGUUCGUGGUUUACCUUGCGAAGGGAGGAGACACCGGGGCGAGAAGGGCCUUCCCCAGAGCCCUCACUUGCCCGUGUUGCUCCCAGUUUGCUCCAAUCAUUGAAUUAUUUGCUUGUUUCCCGUGCCAGUCACACCCCCUGGUGUCAGGGAAGAUUUCAGAUUGCAAGAGCUCUUCUGGGCUGGCCCGCAGGUCUGGGUCCAGCUGGGUCUGGCUCUGAGGGGUUUCCCUGCACCCCGCUCCCAAGUCACGUCACAGCUUUGGGAUGCUGGGGCUGGUGGAACUGCUCAGGGGGUAGCCCAAGUGUCCUACUUUGUUGGCACAGUACCAGUGGGCUCCAUUUCUUUCUUUGUAGUCUUACCAGGCUACUUGCAGAGAGCUUUUGAUCAGCACCUUAGUGGUCUGCAGCAAAAGCCACAUUUACCGGAGCACAGACACCGCUGUAACCUUUUUAAGACUUGCUUGUAAUUUGCGAAGACGUUCUCUGUAUGCAGCAUUACGUUUUUUCUACUUGUCUGCUGUGAUAAUAAACAGCUUUUUAAAGAACCCCACCAGGCUGCUGCAGGUUCUUUGGCCUUGCUGAAACAGUGUCAAGCAGACACUUGGCCUGGGCUUCAGCCUGCACACAGGAGGCACAACGUAAGCAGCAGUGAAAGCCUCAUGAGCCGCAGACCUGGAGCUCGGGGACUGGCGCAAAUGAAGUGUUCAUGCCCCUGAUACCUGCCAGGCUCCUUUAAUGCUGAAUUUAGCAGAUGUGAAUCCUGGCACGGGUGAAUUUUGAAGAGCUUUCCUCCCAGUAAGCCACCAGGUCCCCCCUGGGCACGGGAGGAGACCCUUGGUGGGACUUUCUGGUCAGGGAUGGAGCUGGUCCGGGGCAGACAGAGACUUUGUUCCUUUUCCUAGCAUUUGAAGCCUGCUUAAAGGAUCAGCCAGGAAGGGAGGGGAGGAGACAGAUGCCUGGGUUAAAAUUUAAACGCCUGUUCAAACAAAGAAAUCUAUAACCAGGGUGAAAAGGAAAAGCAGGGCAGGAGCCUGGUACACAGCGUGGCUCAGCCCGGAGGGGCACCAGGCACCUGCAGCUCCCAACGCUGCAGCUCCCUCCCUUCUCUCGCCUUGAGGACUGAGUCAUCUUGCGACAACCGAGGAUGGGCUUCAUACAAUUAUUUAUUUAUCUCAAACCCCUCCUCCCAGCCCCCACGCCUCCCUGACCUCAUCCCCCUCAGAAAACAGGCGCUUUAUUAAGCCAGGCCUGGAAAACCCUGUCCCACUCGGCUGCUGCUGGGGCUGCCCAUUGUCUGGGUGUGAGCAGGGUCCUGCCGUGCUCUCGCCUUUCUGGACACGGGGCCAGAUCCACGACCAGAGCUGCUGAAGGAGCACAUGGGGCUCCGGCCCGCACCCCUCAGGCACAGACAUGGCUCCUCAGGGGUAGCCCUGGAAGGAGCACGAGGCCUUGAGGACCCCAGGGGAGAGAAAACAACAGUCCCCGUUUAGCUCCAGCUGCUGAAGGAGACCCUCCCUGCUCCCUCCUUGCUCCUUGGCCACGUGUUUUGCUCCUUGGCCACACGUUUUGCUCCCCUUGCUGCUCCAAGGGACACCAGGCCCAGAAGCGAGCGCUGUCCCUGCCCGCGUCAGGCCCCACACACGCAGAGCCGUGAGGGGAACACGAUACCAACAGGCUCCACAGAUCCACGUCUCACACCCGAAAUCCUGCACCUACCGAAACGGACUCCUUUCCAGCGGAUUUUCCUGAGGCGAGGCCAAACCCGGCGCUGCCUAAUUAGCGACUGCUCCCGUAACGCAGCUGCCAUUUCACGUGCCCAAGACGGAGGAGGAAAACGUAUGAAUUACGGGCAGUGAAGGAAUUCAGGCUUCCCAGAAGGCAAUCAGGAGAAAAAAAAAGCCCACCGCCCUUCUAGCUGGGUCUACAUAUUUCUCCUCCUCCCUUUCCAGUCUGGUCUGUAGCACAGACAUACAUACGGCAGCUCUGCCCCGCCGUGGUGGUGCCUCAUCCACUACCUCACGACCAAAAUCACCUGGAAGUUGUGAAGAAAACUGUGCUUCAAAAGAUUUAUUACAUAGAUUUGUACAUAUUUUACACGAAUGGAAUGUUAACAGACAACCUAAAAAAUCAAUAAAAAAAUAUUUUCAUUCAUGAUUACGUACUGGCAGACCAUUGAAAAAAGAGUACCUCGGAACAACUUAAGUCAACUUGCAAUCAUACUGCUCGAUUAAAAAAAAAAAAUAAAGAAAUACAAACACGUUUUACAUGAGACAUCGCAAAUUACAUUCCGAUUUCUGCUCAGGGUAAUGAAGGAAGACGUCUUGUCCAUUACCACUGCACGUACGCGUGGCGUCCCAGGAGCCAGCACCGCGCUCUGUGGGCAGGGUGAGCUCUGCGGGGAGAGGCGAAGGGACGGGGGCACACAGCCUGCACUCUCUAGCAGCAGGUACGCCUGCCAAAGGGUAAGGGAGAGCUAAAAUGAGACUCUCAAGUCAAGUAAGAAGGUGAAUGCUGGAUCACCGCAGCUUUUAAAAUGAAGCAGUUCCUUAAAGCAGCCCCCCCGGCAGCUGAGCCGCCUCCUUUCUUCCUUGAAAGUUGGAGUACUUUGGCAAUAUCAGUUCUGGCUGUGCAGUAACAAAUACUUCAUCUUAAUGCGUACAGGAAGAUCACAGAAUCGUGCUCUGAUGGCUCUUCCUGCUAGCAUUUCACACCCUGGGAGCUCGUGACCAGUUAGGUGGAGAAGUGUUUUUACUGUUACGUGUAACAAAUUAGCAAUGAACAGGGCAGAUUUGAGGGAAAAACAAGAGGAACAGGAUUCAGCAACAGAUUAUGUACUUGCAACAUGGGGUUACUUACAUUUGAAACUCUGCCAGUAUCGAGCAAAUCCUACUUAUCGUUGCAAAAUCUUUGCCAAAGCACACUCAAGGGCAAAAGUCUCUCAAACAAACAUAAAUAGAUUAAAAGCUGCCAGAAGGAUCGGCAGCUAGCUGGCUUGCUGCCUUCCAGUUAUUGUACACUGGCAACCUAUUAGAUCAAAGCCAGAGCCACGUCCAACCCUUUUCAGGUGCAGGCUAUUCCCGCAACGCUUUAUCUGAGCAAGUCUUCAGCAACUGGACACGCUGUAUGUACAACGAGGUCGUUUUACGGUUUGCCCCAUCAUCAGCUCUGACGCAUUUAAGCAAGGAAUUACUUUCCAGAACAUUUUACAGUGGGUUGGGCAGUGCUCAGAAGAUAACCAAACGCAACCAGAGAGAGUUGAGACUUUGUUUUGUUCCUCCCCAGUUGGCUAAACGAUGCUCAACUUGAUUUUAGAAACAAUUUAUACUGGGUAAGCAUCGCAUUGGUUUUACAUUCAGGAAACAAACACUGGACACAGCUCUGUUUCUCUCACAGAUUAUUUUGAGUGACAAAAGGUUAAGUGGUACAAGCUGAUGAUGCUGGGAAAAAAAAAGAAAUGUUUGGCUGGUUUGUAGCAAAACCCAUAACGAGCCCUCCUCUUUCAACCACAGGAGCUUACACUAAUUUUGCUGGUGCCAAAGAAAGGAUUUCCAAUGGAGAUAUGGCGUAGCACGCCUUCAGCUAUGAAGAAGGGAAGAAAUUUACACUAAAAUGGCUUUUAAGCUUGGCGGGGUGGAAAGUGGAGUAGCAAAUAUAACACUCAUCGAGAACUGAGACAGUCUUCCCCUGGCAGAGUGAGCUGCAAGAUCCCACGGUGGCAUUUCUGCAUUCCCCAGUGUAUGUUUUUGGACCUCAGCAGGUCCAAAAACACCAGCACAAAGACCCACAUUGCUGACUAAAAAUGAUCUUUCCCACUUUUGGAGAUUGUUUAAGUCAUACAAACCCCUUUACAUCAUGAAGGGGGAGGAGCAUGGAGAGAAAAGAAAGGUCACAAGUACCCACCCACAUCUCUGUACAUUACUUACACAUUUUCCGUUUCAAUUUACUGCAGUACACUUACCCUGGAAUAUGAAAAUUAAAUUGAUUACAAAUAAGACCAUCUGUCUUACGCUUUCUUCUUCCCCAAAAUAAAAUACCACGAAUUUACAGUGUGCUUCAUAUUAUUUUUUUUUUCCUUUUCCCACUGAACUCACCACCUAACAAAACAUGUCGAAAGAAACUCAGCUGACUACUUCCAAAGGAAAAUGUUAUUAGAGAGAGCCCUGUGCCACCAGUAGCACGGCUCUCUCGGCGUUGUACGGAGGGCAGGUACCUACAAACCAAAUCACAGCCACCUCCACUAGGAGCUUCCAAACACGAGUUGCUGCUCAAGAUAACACGGAUACGUGACAAGCUCAGAAAAACCUCACGUUUCAAAACAGCGUCGAGUCUACCGUUCCCCUUGCGGCAAGCAGCAUGUUUGUGGCAGACCUGAGUAUGGGAAUCAUUUCACACCCUUAUGUGCUUGGGGAAAAUGUAGGCCAGAUGACAGAAAACACUCCGGAACAGCACAGGAUUGGCAAUCUCAAUGUAUUUAAAGACAAAGAAGCAUACCGCACCGUGAUUUAAAGUUAUUGCUUCUCGUGGACAGGUGUGGGGUUCCUUGACUGAGACACAGGACUUGUUCGGUGUUUGUUUUCCCCUUCUGAAGGGCAAGGACUCGGGACCGCUGUGAGGAUGUUUUUAAUAUGAAGGUGUUGCCUGUUAUUUCAGCUACGUCUACAGCAUGGUUGCCUCCAACUGGCCAACGCAGCCGGUAGCAGAAAGCUUACGAAGGUGAAUGUCCACAGGCGGUUUCAAACCCAAGCAUCGGUCCCAUGCUUCCAGGGUCAUUCCUGGCUCAGUCUCUAUUACAGGUUUGGAGAGAAGAAAACCUACCGAAGCCUUUCAGAAGGAAUUUAGAAAUACCAAGAACGCAAAACCAGCAUCUAAGACUGGCCCCGUAUCAGUUCCUCAAACUGCGGCUCCUGCCUGCAACACCCCGCGUCGACGCGACCGCGAGUGGACAGCAGCGAGAGCUGCGGGGUCUUUGCACCACCUCCUUGCAUCCAAACACAGGAAAUCCAGCUGCCCAAAACAGCAGCGAAUGAACUAGAAACAUGAACUACCCAAACCAAGCUGAAGUUGUAAACAGGUUUAUAAUAUUUAUCUACUUAAUCCCCCGGCCAAAGACUACCUAUGACCUUGGAGCACAGGACACCAACACGCUAAGCUACCCGCUCUACAUAUUACAGGUGAGUUUCCGUAGGCGUGAAGCCAACAGCAAACAUCAGAUCAACGUGAACGAGGAAGCUUUCCUCACGGAAAACAGCAGGGAUAUAAAACAUUGGAAAAGUGGGCCUGCAGGCAACACCGCUGCUUGAGCACUACAGGUGCUGUAACCCCUCCUACCCCCCAGCCCCCGUGACAAGACGAGGCGACACAAUGACUCUCGGCUAAAAGGGAAUCUGUACAGGGAACUACUGUACACGUGGUGUGACUACAGGAUUGGGAGUUGUGACAAAACGGCUCUGCUCCCGCUGGAAAAGAGACUACAGCAGGGCCCCGCAGCUACAGGUUCAGCCGAAACCAGUGAUGCAAGCCCAAAAACGUAGAAACUGCACCGUCAAUUAGGGAAAUGAUCUAGUUUGGACUCCUUUAGAUUUGCAGCAUAACAAUGGCAUUUUACAGUGCAACAUCCAGGGAAAGCUGUUAUCCAGGAAAGAAUUGCUCUGCAAGCGAGACGGGAGAGCCGAGUAACAUGCACUGCACUCGUUCUCCUGGAUAGCAGCAGUUGCUCCUGCUCUUUGCCCUUUUUGAUAUGAAUCACAGUAGCAACAGCGAGAAAUACGUAUUUAAACAGAAGAAGAACAGCAGAAUUAUGUAUGUACAAGAAAAACGUUUGAAGUGUGCAAUUUAUUUUCGCUACUGAAACCCACUAAAACUGCUGUCAGGAAUAAAUAUUCAUAAACUCUUCCCUGUACUGUGAAGUUCAGAUACUACUAGGAUUAAUUCUUGAUAUAAAAAGUACUCUUCUAAGCCCUGAUAUCUGUUCCAGUUUUUUGUCUUUUUUUUUUUUGUCUUUUUUUAUUUUGAACUGUAAUACCUUACGGGAACUAAUACUUAACCACAGUUUUACUUGGUGUACCCCUCAGAGACAACCGGUGUUUCAUGGAGCCCUGGUUAUUCUAAUAUAAUACAGUAAAAUAAUAAUAAAUUAAACAAAUGCAGGUGCCUUUAAAAAAAAAAAAGAACAAAAAACCACACUGUCAAAUGCUAGCCUCCACAUGAAGAGACCAAUGGUUUAGAUGCAAAGUACUACAAAUCCUGCCAUCAGAUAAAACAUUCAAACAAGGAAACAAAGAAAAACUUGCACGUACGUGUUUUAAAAAUUAAACACAAUUCCCACCUCGAUGUUAUCUCACCCAUGCCUAUUAAAAAAACAACAUUCUUGCUGUGCCCACAUUUGUAGUUAUUCAUUUCCACCUCAGGAGGCAGCCUGGAGAUGAGAGUAGUACAAUAAAAUAAUUACCUGAAACAUUUUUAAAAAAAUACCCGUUAAACAAAUUACCUUAACUGGCAGCACUUAAAAUUGGUAAUUCUUCUUUUUUCCUAUUUAAAAAAAAGUUGCAUAGCUGUAAGAUUUUGCUUUGCUGCAUUUUUUUUUGUUUUGUUUUUACUCACAAGCAGUAAAAGAGAAGUUUUAGUUACUUAAAUAGCAAUACGAUGUGCAGAUUUCAACAAUCCCUAUAGUUUGAUCAAUAUAAAUUAGUUACCUGUCCCAGUUUUACUCUUUGGACUGCAUUGUGACAAAGGUUUAGUUACAAAAUUUUGAAAUAUAGUAUUCCUAUGCAGAGAAGUUUGUUUUCUGUUCUUGUAAAAGUGAAGAACAUAAAACAGGGUGUGAAUUCAGUAAAUAAGGUCACACUGUUAGAUUACAUUUAAUUUGCCAUUUACUCUUCUUCAGCCAACGAGAAGGUGAAAACGUUCCCAUUUGAAAAUGGGGCCACCCUCCUGCAAGGGUCUCAGAGAGCACGUAUCGAACGUCUCGGCUUCCACUUGAGGCAGCAGGAAACGUGUCCAAUAACCCGCUUCUUCACAGAACCAGAGGUUGGGCUGAAAUUAGGAACUUUGGCCUUCAAUACAAAAGAGUGUCAAUAACGUCUGUGGGGAGUAGAUUGUUACAGAAUGUGCAGCAUUUUCAAAAUCCCUGUGUGUCCUUUGCAUGAGUGUUUGGUAUACUGAGCACUACUGGUGUCUGCAAUGCUUUUUCCAUGUCGCUGUCCAUCUUUGCCUCUUUCAGCCACAAAGAACAGUUAAGUCUCAAGCCAGGCACGCUGUGUUCAGCAAGGGAACCGCAGAUCUCCGAUGUUUUCUGAUCAGUGGAAGCAGCU
Molecule: messenger RNA, 12955 nt
Organism: Anas platyrhynchos (mallard)
Lineage: Eukaryota; Metazoa; Chordata; Aves; Anseriformes; Anatidae
Gene: NOD1
Product: nucleotide binding oligomerization domain containing 1
Biological process (GO): regulation of apoptotic process
Molecular function (GO): protein binding
Source: RefSeq, a predicted model, not a curated record